Messenger RNA from Tetrahymena thermophila SB210, 3303 nucleotides. Its product is annotated as cation channel family protein. Gene Ontology annotation, molecular function: monoatomic ion channel activity. The record is from RefSeq and is a predicted model, not a curated record. The transcript is spliced from 5 exons. Gene Ontology annotation, cellular component: membrane. Gene Ontology annotation, biological process: transmembrane transport; monoatomic ion transport. NCBI's taxonomy places the organism in Eukaryota, Ciliophora, Oligohymenophorea, Hymenostomatida, Tetrahymenidae.
AUGAAGUUAAAAUCUUUAGACGAAAAUAGAGCUUAUCAAAAGCGCAAAACCAUCAAAAAAGAAAAAAGUCUUUUUGAUUUUACGCCAAGAUUAGCCAUACCAGAAUUUACAAUUCCAUCGAUUAGGUAAAAUGAUGAUGAUAUUCAAAUAUCUUUGGAUUGCUCAGAAAGACACACUUUGGAUAUGAAUGGAGAUUAAACAGUUUCUGAUCAUAAACUAAAAAAAAGCGCAUCUUUUAUGUCGAAAAAUACUACCAAGAAUAACAUAUCAUUUAACAAUCGAUCAGAUAAUAACAUUUUAAUUCAUUAAGAUUAAGAAGGUUUUAUGAAGUAAUAAAACGAUUAGAAUAUGGAUCUUUAUUCAAAGGUGGAUUUCAUAUCUGAGAAAAAUAUAGCCCUUUCAAUCGCUGGAGGUAGCUAAAGAAAUAUACCAAUAAGUGCUACUAAAAUUUAGAAAUAAUUAGCAAACAGGAGAUAAUCAAAGUUUUAUUUUUCAGAAAGUGAAAGCAGAUUUAAAAUUCCAAGCUAAAAUUCGAGAGAAUACAAGGUAGAAAACAUAGAAAACUUACCUAGGCUAAAGAGCAACUUUUCAUUGAUUUCUAAUAUAAAAGGGAAUUUAAACAAAAUGUAGCAGAAAGUGAUUGCUAUAGGGAUGCUAUUAGUUUUUUAUGUGAAACUUAAAACAUUAAGUGGAGUAAAUUAAAUAACCAAGCAAUAUAUGUUAAGUUCGAAAGUGGAUAACAAGUCUCACCAGCUGAAAUGCCUUACAUAUUUAAAUGAUUUUUCUUAAAUUAGUGAUAAAAAACAGUAGUAACUUAAAAAAGAAAAUAACUUGAUUUCUUUGUCUACAAUAAAUAACUAAAAAAACGAAAGUGGUUAACAAAAUAAAAAAUGCUCUUUUAUCUAAUUUUGUUUUGGCUGUAUACCUGUAAUUCAUCCAGACUCUAAAAAAUUAUUCUUAUUUGACAUUAUAAAUUUGAUAUUUAUAAUUCUCAAUCUAACUUACGUUCCAAUUGAAACUGUUAUUGACACUCCAUUUUUACAGAUGUAUGGCAACAAAUGGUUUAUUUUCAUCACAAGCUCUAUAUCGGUUUACUUCUUUAGCGUGAUUCUCUCUUUGAACAUGGGCUAUUAUGAUAAAGGUUAUUGUAUAAUGGAUAGAAAUAAAAUUCUAGUAAGGUAUAUGAAGUUAGGAUUUUGGGUUGACAUCUUAAGUACCUUUCCUAUGUUCGUUAGUGGGAUUAAUUCAAAACCUGUUUAUAAAAUGUGCAAUUUAUUUGUUAUAUUAAAAAUUAAUUGGAUUGAUAAGUUUUUUUACAAGUACUUUGAGAUAUGCAAUCUAAAGAAAAAAAUAAAAAAAAUGGUCUUUUUAAAGUUUUUAUACAUCCUAUUGAAAAUUCUAUUUUUCGUUCAUGUUUUUGCUUGCGUUUUCCUCGCUUUCAGUUAUCAUGUUAAUGCUACAGAUAAUUGGAUUACAAAGUAUGGAUCAGACUUAGACUCAAAAGGAUGGUUCACAAAAUAUGUCUAUGCAUUUUAUUGGGGAAUAACGAUUAUGACUACUGUUGGAUUAGGUGAUAUAUUACCUAGUAAUAUUUAUGAAGUCUGUGUCCUCUCAUUAUUCAUGUUUUUUUCAUGUGCUGCAUUUGCUUACUCUUUUAAUUCAAUAGGAAUUAUUUUAGAUGAAAUGAACCAAAGAAGUGAUUUAUUUGUGAAAGAAAUGAGAAUAGUUAGCAGAUACUUAUAAAUGAAGAAAGUUGAUCAUGAGCUUUAAAUUGAAGUGAGAAAAUACAUAGAAUAUAGAUUUUAAUUUGAAAAUGAAAUCUCUUAAGAAGAGGAAAAGAUAGUUUUCAAGAGACUACCGAUUAGUAUCCAAGAAAAGCUAAUUAUACAAUCAAAUAUGGCUAUUUUAAGGAAAAUUAGUUUUUUAUAAAAUAAUUUUUCUGAAGGGCUACUUAAUAAAUUGUGUUUAACUAUAGAAUCUGAAUAAUGGUUAAACUAAGAUACCAUUUAUAAAUAGGAUGAUGUUUAUGCUGAGUCUUCUAAUAGCAUCAAGUUUUAUAUUUUAGAAAGUGGAUAAGUACAACUACUUGCUAAUGCUGGCAAUCCUGAUUAACCCUUAGUUAUUAAAAAUAUUACUGAUGUAGAAGAUUUUGGAUCUUUAGAAUUCUUUAAUGAUGAGCCAAGACAUUAUACUGCCGUUACUAUAGGGACAACAAAACUACUCUCAAUAAGUAGGAGUAAAUUUUUAUAAAUUCUUAAAUAGUUUCCAGAAGAUUAUGAAAAAUUUAAAAUGCUUUGCGAAAAUGCUAAGAUGAACAAAAUAUAGUUCGAUAUCAAAAUAAGUUGCUAUUGCUGUUAGAAAUAUAACCAUUCUCUCAAAGAAUGCCCAAAAAUUCAUUACAUUGCUAAUAAAGAGCUAUCAAUUUUGAAAAAUAUGUUUAGUUUACCAUAGUAAAGAAAGGCAUCUAGAAGGAAUUUUAAAUUAAAAAUAAACUCUCUAUAUGAAAAUCAUAUUAUUUAAGAGAGAGCUAUAUGCUAUUAAUAAUACAAUCAUGAUGAGUUGAAUAAAAUUGAAUCACCUUUAAUUACUUAGGAAGAUAUUUUAAAUACAGAAACCUAUAGAAACGGAAAUGGAAAUAUCCAUAAAAAUUAAAAUAAUUAGAAAGUACUAUUGAAUAUAGCAACAAAUGAUUUGAUUUCGAGAGUUGAUUUUGAUAUUUAAGAAAAAAAUUUAAACAAACUGGUUAGGAACUAGUCUUUUUCAACAAGAAAGUCAACAUGCUUACGCCCAACCCUAUUCAAAUAAAACACAGAUGCAAUAAACAUUGAUUAAAACGAAGACAUUUUAAAAUAGUAAGUUGAAUCAAAUUAUAGUCCUGUUUCACUAUCGUAAAGAAAACAUCAUACUACAAUUAAUUUAAAUACUCAUGAUCAAUAAUUAUUUCAUAAAAACUAAAAAAAAAAUACAGAAUCUCCAUCCCCUCAUAUAAGUUAUCAAAAACGACAUAUCUCAAUAAAUAAUUUACCUCAAGACGAAAUCAACGAGAAAGACAUAAGCUUUAUGAUAGAUAAUUUUGAUAGAUUAAAGAAUUAUAAAUACUACUUUCCAUAUAAUAAUUAUGAUAACAUAUUAAACUAAUAUGAAAAAAUUAGACCCAAAUUUAAGUAUCAAAGACUUAGGAAGCCAAGCCAAUAUUUUUUAUUUCCUAACUUGAAUUUUAAAAAAUUAACUAAAAAUACAAAAAAUAAAAUCUAAUCUGAAAAUAAAAUAGAUGUUACCUUCAAUGAUUCUUUUAAUGCUUGA